GUGGCAAUGACAACAGCAGAGAUGCAAUGGCAGAUCACUUAUCGUUGUGCUCGGAUAACAUGAAGGAUUCAAGAAGUAUUAACGAGUCUCCAACGGAUAUAUGUGAUGAAAACAACCAGGAUAUUAAAGAUGAACUUGAACCUGGAUUUAUCGAGGAGAGAUUUCGUGUUGACAGAAAGAAAUUGGAGCAAAUGCUCCAAGGUAGUGACCAUGAAGAAGAAAAUGCAGAAGAUUUCUUCCAAAGGAUUAUGGAAGAAUCCAAUACUAGAAUUACAUGGCCUUCAAAGUUAAAAAUAGGUGCAAAGUCCAAGAAGGAUCCUCACAUUAAAGUGGUUGGUUAUCCUGAGGAUGUCAAAUCUGCCAAAGAACAUAUAAUGUCCAUAUUGGACACAAAAAGUAAUAGAGUUACUUUGAAAAUGGAUGUAUCCCAUACAGACCACUCCCAUGUUAUUGGCAAGGGAGGUAACAACAUAAAACGGGUAAUGCAGGAAACAGGAUGUCAUAUCCACUUCCCAGACUCCAAUCGGGGCAAUCAUGUUCAAGAAAAAAGUAAUCAGGUAUCAAUUGCUGGACAACCUGCAGGAGUAGAAACUGCUAGGGCUCAAAUUAGAGAACUACUGCCAUUAGUGUUCAUGUUUGAACUUCCUGUAACUGGUCUAACACCUGAUUCAUCUUCACCAUUAGUACAACAACUUCAGCAACAGUACACAAUAUCUGUCACGUUCCGUCAGAGACCCAGAGCAUACACAACUACUGUAGUUGUUAGAGGCACAGUCUGUAAUGCUAAAUCUGUAAAGGAAGGAACAUUAAGACUUAUGGAACAACUGACAGCAACUUCUGGGGUAUCACUACCAGUAAGCAUGCAGCUAGAGAUAGCACCACAACACCACCUCUUUAUUAUAGGCAGAGGGGGUAUGAAUAUCAAACAGAUUAUGCAACAAACUGGAGCCAGUAUACAUUUCCCUGACCCCAACACAGUCACACCACCCAGAAAGGGUACAGUUUAUGUUACAGGCAGUAUUGAAAGUGUAUUCAUGGCAAGACAGCAUUUAAUUGGUUGCCUCCCUUUGGUUCUGAUGUUUGAUGUUAAAGAUGAAAUUGAGAUUGACCAAGGAAAGAUAACCCAGUUGAUGGAACAUUUAGAUGUAUUUAUUAGUGUUAAACCAAAACCAAAACAACCAAGCAAGUCUGUGAUUGUUAAAAGUAUUGAGAGAAAUGCACCAAACAUGUACUUAGCAAGACUGACCCUGCUGGGUCUGAAGAAAGAUGAGAAGAAUUUCCCUCCGUCCUGUUCUACAAAUAGUCCUUUUCCAAACCUGUCUCCAAAUAAUGGCCUGGGCCUGUCGGCAUUAGGGUUGUUUGGUCCAGGGUUGAUAUCUGUAAAUACAACGAAUUCACUGCUGAUGUUAAAUGGACACAGUCCAAAUACCUUAGGAAGUCAACAAAGUAGUCCCAAUGGACAAAGUCCACAAGUCAACUGGGUUUCUGCAGCUCCAUGUAUAUAUCCUCCUAUGAUGGUGUUAAACACCCCGGUGGUACCUACAUCCGUCCAGUCACAGUUAGAACUCCUGUCUCAGUGUAAUGCUGAAUUACAGAAAGAAUUAAGUCAAAAUGGAGGCAUUAAACAAGCCUCUGUCUCAGUAAAUCAAGUGCCAAGUAACAAUCAAAGUGAAUCAAAUAGUCCCUCCAGUAGUCCCCAUGAGAAAGGUCAGAUGGGCAGAAGUCAGUCUGCUGUAGAAUUAUCCAACUUUCAGAAGAGUCCGAAUUCAUUUAGUGGUAUGAUAACACGUGAAAAUUAUGAAACCGAUCCUAACAGUAGUGCUCAUACACAUGAUCUUUUGGGUUUAAGUAAAACAGUAGAUAAUCAGUCACAGAAAUCCUUACAGCUGGACAGUAGUCAAGGGAGACGAUCCUUAGAAAGUAGUCUCUCUCAUGAACAAUUAAGGACAAGUCUCUCUUGUGGACAUUUAGAAAAUAGCCUGAACAGAGCACGUCAUGAAAGUAACUUAACUCAGCAUAACUUGGAAAGUAGUUUGAACAGGAACAAUCUUGCAAACAGUUUGAAUCAAAGAACUCUUGAUGGCAGUCAAAAUCGCUCUGGUUUUGAAAGCAGCAUUAGUCGACAGACACUUGAAGAUAAUUUAAAUCAAACUGCCCUGGCAAACAGUUUGGGAAGACAAGCUCUGCAGGACAGUAUUAGUGCAUCAUUGUUAGCAAACACUCUAAAUAAACAUAUGUUAGAUGGAAGUUUGAAUCGAAAUAGGUUAGAUAACAGUCGUAAUAGACAGUUAUUAGAAGGUGGUUUGAACAGGGCUGUAUUAGAAAAUAGUCUUGGAAGACAACCUCUUGAAGGAAGUUUGAAUCGAAAUAUUCUAGAAAAUAGUUUGGGAAGAGCAAAUUUAGAUGGGUCUUUUCACAGAGCUGGUCUCAUGAACACAGACCAUGUUCCUGAUGCUGAAGCAUUGGGACUUCUAGAGAAUCAUAUUCAUGGUUUGGAUCACAAAGAUUCCACAUUGUUUCCUUUUCCAUUUGCUGUUGAUUAUGAAGAAAGAAAACUCUUAGCUACAAAAGCUAUGCAAAAGAAACCUGAGGGUGAAUCUCGUACACCAACUGAUUUAUGGUCAGGGAUGGGAUUUUCAAAGUCAAUGCCUGCAGAAGCUAUCAGAGAGCGACUUGCUAGACAGUUACAGAGCAUGCAGCUGUGUGACCCAAAUAUGACUACCACUUAUGAGUCUGCUAAUGAACAGCUUGGAGAGGAGAUAGAACAUGAUCCAUGGAAUGAUCAACAGACAGUCCCUCAUAAGAAACCUCUUAACCCUGCCCCAGGGGAAUACCCAAGCCCAAGGAAAAAAUAUGAUAUGUGUUUAAGUAGUAGUAACCAUGUUGAUAGUGGCGCCCUGCCACAAGUCAAACCAUGGUGGACAACUAGUAUUGAACUUGCUGAACUCUUUAGUAAACUGGGGUUAGGCAAAUACACCGAUUUGUUUCAGCAACAAGAGAUUGAUUUGUCAACAUUCCUUACUUUAACUGACCAGGAUCUGAGGGAACUUGGAGUUUCCACUUUCGGAGCAAGAAGGAAAAUGUUACUUGCAAUAACAGAUCUAAACAAAAGGAAAUCCAUGAUGAAUAAUGAGAGCGGUAACUAUGAGGGAAAUACAACCCAACAACAGACCCUGAGCACAAUGCCUCAAGCAUCUUUAUUGAGUCAAGCCCCUUCAACAUACACACGUGUAAGAGCACCACCUGGGUUUGGACCACAACCCCAACGUUUGCCAGUUACUUUGAAUAAUGCUCCAUUUUCAGCCAGUGAAAUUCAAGGACUUUCAUCACAUAGUCUCAGUAGUAGUGCUGGGAGCAAUCUUUUUGGUAGUCAUGGUCCAAUUGGUCUGGGAUCACGACACAUGUCAUCAAGUUCACUGUCAGCAAGUGCCAGUAGUAUGAACUUUCGUGAAGGUGGUGUAGAUAAUUUAAGAUCAACAAACAGUUCUAGAUCUGAUCUUGCAAGUCUGAGUGGGAGAUGGUGACAUAUUCUUCAUUUUUAAGUGUAAAUUAUGCAGAAGAAUGAACAUAUUUAAGCUGUGUAAUUUUUUGUUCAAUACAAAUCAUUAAAUUAAUAGGGGAUAAGGUUAUUUUACAGAAAUAAAUUUCAUGAAUAUAGUAUCAACUCCAAAUUUGCCCAUUAUGAAUUUCUUUUUCAAAUUUGAAUAAUUCUUGUAAAAUGAUAGAAAGAAAAAGUAUGUAGUUUUACUUAAGUACAAGCGUGGGUCAAUGAUCAGCAUUACAUAGGUACAAGUGUGGGUCAAUGAUCAGCAAUCAAGUGUGGGUCAAUGAUUAGCAAUCAAGUGUGGGUCAAUGAUCAGCAAUCAAAAUAUUGUGACAUCAAUUCUGUUUUUGGGAGGUUGUAUAAAUUUUAAUAUAUGCAGUAAAACAAUACGAUAAUUUGUUUUCCCCAAACAAGAUGGUUCAUACAUAUAUGAAAUAACACAAUUUACAUAACAGUACAGUAUUUUAUAUGCUUAAAUAUGUUUUUUGUUGUUGCAUGGAAUAACACAUUUAAUGUUAAAAACAACCAUGUAUAUUAAAAUUAACUUUUAAUCAUUUAUAUAUGGUUGUUGCAGGCAACAAUAAGUUUUAAUUUAGUCAUUUUUGCCAUAAUUAACUUUAUAUAAUGGCUUUAUUUACUCUUGAAUGUUUCUAAUCUAAAGACAAAAAAAAUGUAUUUUGUUAAAUAUACAUAUAUAUUCAUACCUGAAAAUCUAAAAACAGUAUUUCUCUACAAGGUGUUAUUGUAUUUUAGAUUAAGUUAUAAUUUCUUCAAUUAAAUUUUGUUGUAUAAAUAGCAAAAUAAAUUGGUUACCAAAACAUUAUUGCAACUAUUUAAUAGUUCUGCUACACACAUACAAAAUUUAUGCUAAAAGUACACUUAAAAGUACAUUUUUACUGUUUUGUUCAUGUUUGUGCUUGAUUCUAUUGAAAUUUAUGUAUUCUACAUCUGUAGUCGGAUGAUCCUGAAUUAUGUCAAUCUACAUUGCCCAAAAACUCAAAAAAUAUACAAAGAAUCCAUUAAUUAAAUUUAACUGAUUGUUUAAAAAUUUGCUACAUGAUGCUUAUGCUGUCUUAUUUGUGCAUUCCAGCUGUUUUAAUUUUCAUAGUUUUCAUUUUUCUAUCUCAGUGAAAAAAAGUCCCUAAAGCAUUCAAACUUUUCAAAUGUGAUAAUGGAUAGGGCUAUGAGGCCUAUGUUUGGACCCAAAAUAUGUAAAAAGUAGAAAACUGUUAUGUUUGUAAGAAAUUUUAAUGGAAUCAAAAGGAGUAAAUGACAAUGCUUUCUAAUAUUCAUUUUGAGGUACUUAUUUAAACACAGUAAGGUUUUUUGUUCUCACAAUACACCUUAAAGAUAUUUUUUCAUUAAACAAAUAUCUUUAAUUAGCAAGAAGUUAUAAAACAUUAAGGUACAAAAUGAAAUCCCAACCUUACCAUUCAUUAAGUAAAUACUUUUUAUAAGAAAUAACCUCAGUUCAAAUAAUCUAUGUAGAAUAUUUAUUUGUCAGUGAGUGGGGCAAUAUUCAGUUUUGCAUGUAAAUAUUUGAUAGUGUUUCAAUUAUAUAUGCAAACAUGAUGUGAUUGCAGGACUUUAAUCAAAGAAAUAUUUGAAAGCACUUAUUCCAAAUAUCCUUGAUUUUCAUUGUGAAAUUUCUUCCUGACAUAGCAUGUUCCUUUUUUUAUAAAAAAUAAAUAUAGGUCCAAUUUAAGUCUUGGUGUACCACUUACCUUUAUUAUCCAACAUCAGCUGCAUAUAAUGUAACUAUUGUAUAUAUAUAGAGUUUUAUAUAAAGAUGUGAUACUAUAUGCUGUGGUCUUCUUUGUAAAUAUUAUAUUACAUGUGUAAUGGCUUUUAUUUGCUUGAUUAUUUUUUAUAAUGACAAAAAUCUUGAAGCUUUAUCCCAAACAGUGGACCUUGGAAAUUUGAAUGUUAUUGUUCUCAUAAUUGAUAUUGAUUAUUUUGUUUCAUAUGAUUUGUUUAUUUACCCAUCCAGAACUAAGAGAGGGGAAAAACAAGGAAUUGAUCUGAAGGAGAUAAUGGAAGCCGAUGAGGAAAGAAGGAUUUAUCAUACAAAAUUCAGUCAUUAUGCAUUUCUGUGGAAUUACACUCUUGAAAUGUCUCAAAUAUGCAAGCAUGAGUUUUUUCACUAUCAUAUCAAAUAUUGUACUAUGUACAUACUUAUACAGACUUUUUCAUAUUCAUCAUUUCUUAAAAUUUUCAUAAAAGUCAUAUGAUAAUUAUAAGCUUUCAGUCUUUUUGGUAUAUUUGGCUGAAAGAAGGCAAAAUUUGAAAAGAAAACCUCUUGUUUUAUAUACUUGUAUGAUUUAUCAAUAGGUGUUAAACUGCAUUCAUACAGUAUGAUCUUAUACCAAUUUUCUUUUUGCUUUUACUUUGUUUUUUCCAAUAUACAACAUGUACAGAUAGAUUAAAUGUGUUUGUUGCAUGUUAUGACUAGAUUAACUUUUCCUUCUGACUGGCUAGGAUUGAAUAGAAUACCAUUAUAAAUUUGUUAAAUUAACUCUUUUUGAUCAUUCAGUGAAGUUUCUAAGCCAUGUGUACAAAAAGUAUGUAUUAGAUAUAUUUUUUAGAUAUUAGAUUUGUUUUUCUCUGGUAAUGCUGUUAUUUAAAGUAGUCAUGACAUAUUAUAAUUGAUAAUUCAGUUUUAUAUUAACAUCUCAUUGUUAGCUUUAUGUAAUAUUUAUUUGUUAAUGUUUUAUUGUUUGUUUCUAGUCUGAAUCAUUUUGUCUCUUGAUAGUCUAAUUCAUUUUGUCUCUUAAUAGUCACAUGACUUUCUUUACAGAUUUAUUAGCUGAUUUUUUUCAUGCACAUAUCAUAAAUUGCAUAACAGUUUGACUGUAGUUUUAGUGAUUAUCAGAUUGCUAAUUUAUAGGGAAUCGUUUUUCUAUAGUUUAUAGAAUUAUAAGUUAGAAAAAAAUAGCUCAAUUUAUCAAUGCCAUUAUCAUGACGUGUAAAGCCAUGUAUAUACCAUUAUAUCACAUGAUUAAAAUCAUUUUGACAAUCGAAAAAUAAUAGUUAUCUUUGACUUAGGGUAAUUAUUCAGUCUAUUUUACUUCUAUACUUAUUUUUAUUCAUUUCUGUUGAAGAAAAGGCCAUUUGACAGAUCUGUCCUAUAAAACUCCAAAAUGUUAACAAAAUAAUCACAUACAAGUAAUUCCAGGAUUCUGCUGUAUGUAAUGAAAUCCUCUCUUAAAGUAAGCAUUUAUACAUAUAUGUAUAUGUAUAUGUGAAAUAGUCCUAAGAAUGAAGAAAGACAAUUGGAUUGAUGAUGCAGAAACAAUAGAUAUGAGUAACCUCAAAGAAGUCUUAGUUAAGCAUAGACAUUACAAACACACUUCUUGAAUAACUGGACAAUAAAAGUGCAUUUGAAAAAAAGAAGGAUAAGUCACUGCUGUCUACUCUUGAAUGCAAAAAGAACUGAACAUUAAAAAUUUAAACGAUUUUAAAGACUUUUAAACAAAUUUUAAGCUACCUAUAAAUGACUGCUUUCUUUCCUUAAGCUGAUAACGUAAACAAACAACGAUUAAUCAAUUUUACAUUACUGUUAUUGUUUUACAUUAAUAAUAUCAGAAAUUAAGCGUAGGUUGUAAAUUUUGUAUAGAUUUAUCAUUUAUCACAAUGAUUGUGUAUUUAUAAGUUUAUUUUACUAUAACAUAGAUAUGUAGCUCCAAUAAAUAUUGUAGAAAAAAAAUUAUGGUAUGAAAUUGACUCAAAUUCCGUCCAGUGCUCACUGUUCUUGAGCAAAACAAUGUCUGUGAUUAUUUUUUCUGAUUGCCAUUUUUUGCCAAUAUAUGCAACAUUGAAAUUUUAUGAACUCGACAUCAUUUGGGUAUAGAGAAAUUGAAAUAUGGUUUAAAAUGUAUGAUACUAAAAGGUUCAUUAAUUUCAGUGCUGUUUUAAUUCAACCUUGCAUGCAAUUUUUUGCUACAUUUGUAAACACAUUUUGAACAAUACAUUAUUUGUGUUAAGUAAAAUAAGUUUGUUUAAAUUUUUUGGAACCAUAUUAUCACUGUCAAUUAAAAAGAACAUAAGGAUAAAUAUAUUAAUAAUGGAAGGUGGACUGUAAAUGAUAUUUUGGUAUUUGUUUCCAUUAGGACCCUCUUUCAGUUGGAUAAGAGGACUCCUCUCUUGCUUCUCAAGAAUAUCACCGUUACUAAAUAUAGUAUUAAACAGAAGAAGAAUAUCUUACUGAAAAGCUGGAAGCCAUUUUGGAAGACAAAAUGUAGCCAAAUUUUGGGUGACUUUGUGUGAUGUUUGCUUUUAUGAUUCUAUCACUUAUGAAUCAAUAUGAAAUUAUGCACCCUGGAGAAUGAUAAAGGGUCCUUUUAGCCUUGAGUUUCCCAACUAGAAUGAUUGCAUAGAAAUAAUUUUUUUUUUACAUUGCUGCAAACAUCAUCAAAUUGCAACACAUUUCUUCAAAUUUCAAGCAUUUACAAUACCAUUAAUCCUUCGAUAUCUUAUAUCACCAAAAUUACAAAAAAGGGACACAAAUGAUUUGAAAUUGAAAAGCAAAUUUUAUGAACAAAUUUUACAAAAUGUAUGCAUUUAGACACAUGCACACAAAUGUAGCAAAUAACUUGUUAAUUUCAUUAAUGAAUAUGAUAAGUGCUAAUAGUUUUUGUUUUUUUAUUGUUUUUGUUUAUAUUUUAUCAUGUCGUUUUGCAUCAAAGUGUAUAUUUAUAUCAACUAUUUAUACAUAUCUUUAUAAUUUAACAAAUCACUCACUCCAUUCAAAAAUGAAAUUAGUGGUUUCUAUUACAAUAUCUUUGUCUUUCAUUCCAUUUGCUAGAAGUAUCAUUUCAAAGAACUACACGUUGAAAAUUGUUUAUUGGUUCUAUUUUGAGGGAUAUUUGGCAGUUUGGAAAAAAAAUAUUGACAUAAGUAACUAAAAUGAUUGUCAAUUUGUGUUCCAUCUAAAAAUAAUCAUGCAAUUUUACAUUUACUUUACCUGUUGUAGGUAAUAUUGUCUUUUUUGUUUCUCUUCAAGUAUUAUAACAUUUAUCUGAAAUAAUUGAACACCUUUGUUCAUAAUUGUUUUUUUUGUUUUUGGUAUUAAGGUCACAGGACAUUACUUUGUGUGCUAUAUUUAGAUUAUAUUUUUGUUAACAGUACUCUUACUAUAAUAUUUGUGUAAGAUGCAGGAAAUUUAUAAUGUCUACUCACAAUUUUUUACCUCAGUAUUUUAAUGAUUUAAUAAUUAAACAUUUCCUUGAGAUCUAAAACAUAUUAAUCAUUCACACAUCUACCAAAGAAGGUCAAAAGAAAAUUUCAAAAAAUUAUAAAAAUAAUGAUGAAUUGGCUUCACAAGAAAGAUUUUUUAAUUGGAGUGAAAUGUACAUAAAUAUCUGAUUAAUUUUCACCAUAUGUUUUAAGAGUUUUUUUUUUAAAAUAGCACACAAUUACAAAUAUAAUUUCCUGUUGAUUUGAAGAACCAAAAAUUAGAAAAAUUGCCUUCUGCUCAUAAUGCUGCUCAACAGAACUUUUAGAUUGUUGACAUUUUCUGUAUAAACCAGUGACAUUUUAUAAUAUUGAUUGAUUUAAAUUCAUAAUCUUUAUUCCUUAUGUUAUUAUACAUAUUUUGUAUAUUUUUUUUAUAUGAAGGUCCACUGGGAUAUGUCCAUUGUGAUUCAACAUUUGGCUGUGGAGAGGUUGACAACAUUCUUCUAAUCAGUAAUUGUAACUUUUACAAACUUUGAUCAUCAUGUAGUCCCUAUUUAUUUUAGUUAACGCUUAUUUAGUAAUUCAUGAAAACUUUUUACAAUGAUAUUAAUUCCAUAAACAAUAUAUUUUGAAAAUAAAGGGAUGUUUUAAUUAUUUAUGAACAUACCGGUAGAUUUCAGAAAAUAUACAAUUCCCAAAUUUCUUGAUUAGUCAUUUUCAUACAUGUCUGAAGAGAUAAUUAAAGGCUACUCCAGAGAGGGAGUGAUAAAACUUCUAUUACUAGUUUGGGGUACACCAACAUUAUUUUAAUUUUUAAAUGUUUUCUGUAUUAAAUGCAUAUAACAUUGACCAAACUGAUGAAAUACCCACACCUACUGUGGAGUUCUGACCUUUUCAUGUAUUUAUUUAUGGAAAAGCCUUUAUCAAAUUGUAAAAAUCUGAUUACUGAAACUAAAAUUUCAAGUCUAUUUUUAUUGUUCAUCUGAAAUCUUGCUACAAAAAUAGUAAUUAAGUUCUUCAAUAUACUAUUUUUUAAUAAUAAAAAACAAUGAAAUUUAAGUCAACUAUUUUAAGCUUAAGGAAAAUUUAUCUAAGCUUUAGCCUUCAUAUACUAGAGUUUUUGUUCAAGGACAUUGCUAAAACAAGAAUUGUAAUUUUUAUGCCCCACCUACGUUAGUAGAGAUGCAUUAUGUUUUUCGGUGUGUGCGUCCAUCUGUUCGUUUGUUUGUUCGUCCGUCUGUCCCUCUUCAGGUUAAAUAUUUUGGUCAAGGUAGUUUUUAUACGCCCGUUUACGGUAUGUAUUAUGGUAUACCUCUGUCUGUCCGUCCGUCGUCAACAUGUCGGACAUUAACUCAAAAAGGCUUUAAAUAAUAUGCAUGAAACUUUGGUGAAUUGUUUAUAUCUAUUGACGUGAGCUCCCUUUCGUUUUUUAUAAAUUUCAGAUUUACCGUUUCUGAGUUUUUGGGUUUUAUUCAUUAAAAAAGGGGGGAUUUUCCAGUUUUCCGACAAUAACUCAAGAAUGCUUUUACCAACUUGCAAGAAAUUUUGGUGAAUUGUUUAUAUCUAUUGACAUGAGCUUCCUUUCGAUUUUUAUAAAUUUUAGAUUUUACGUUUAUGAGUUACAGGGUUUCAUUCAUAAAAAAGGGGGAUUUUCCAGUUUUUAGACAAUAACUAUUUUUUAUUUUUUUUCAGCAGUUCUCAUGAAACUUUGGUGAAUUGUUUAUAUCUGUUGAUGUAAGCUCCCUUUAGAAUUUUAUAAAUUUAAGAUUUUACAUUUCUGAGUUCUGGGGUUUUAUUCAUUAAAAAAGGGGGGAUUUUCCAGUUUUUGGACAAUAACUCAAAAAUGCUUUAAGCAGUUCGCAUGAAACUUUGGUGAAUUAUUUAUAGCUAUUGAUGUAAUCUCCCUAUUGAUUUUCAUAAAUUUCAAAUAUGACAUUGAGAAGAAAUUGAACUUUAUUUGUUUAUAGUCUGACAACAGAUUUACUAAGUAUUGCGCAACAGCACAGUGUAUUGCACAACAGCAAGAAAUCUUUAAUUGAAUAUAAAUUCAAUUAAUAUAACCAAUUUCAAGUUCUUAGACUACAUUUAUUCAGAAACCUAUAAUAUGUCAAAGAUUUGAUUAAAAUCCAAAUUCAGACCUGUAUCAAGCUUGAAUAUUGUCCAUUUUUGCCCCAACUGUUCAGGGUUGGACCCCUGCGGUCGUAUCCAGCUGCGCUCAGCGAAGCCGUUUAUUGAUGAAGUUGCAUUCCAAUCAACUUGAAACUUAGUACACAUGAUCUUUCUAAUUUUAAUGCUAAAUUAGAGUUUUGACCCCAAUUUGACGGUCCACUGAACAUAAAAAAUGAUAGUGCAAGUGGGGCAUCCGUGUACUAUGGACACAUUGUUUUAUUUUCACUUGCAAAAAUUUUACUGAGUAAUAGUAAAGAAUCUUCCAAAAGCAACUCAAGUGAUCUGUGGGUUAUUUAUGUUAAGAAUUCCAGGAAAAGUUUAUUUAUUUUUGCUGAAUGUGUCCAAACUUUAAAUAUGAUAAAUUGUCAGUUUUAAUAAAAUCAUGACAUUUGGUUUUUUUUCACACUGAUAUAUCAUUGUCUGUCAACCUCUACAUAGGUUUAAAUGAAAGGUAAAUGGCUGAAACAGAUUGGCUUAAGAACCGUAUCAGCACGAAGGUUGUGUACAGAGGCUUGUUUCUCUAAGGUUAACAAACAACUAGAGUCCUGUUGUGAAAUGAAUAAAUGAAAAAAGAUAUGGAUAACCCUGAAUUUUUUUUAGAGUAAUUAGUAUUGGUCAAGUGCUGUUGAGGCUUUUUAUCCAUGUACUGCGAAUGUAUUUACUUUUGUGGGUACCAGUUUUCGUGGUUUUGCUGAAGUCAGCAAACAUGCAAUGAGGAAAUGUUUAUUUUGUUGAAGAUUUAAAUGCUUUUUUAACCUUUACUCAUGAAAUCAAUGAAAAAUUUAACCCCAGGUAUAAUGAAUCUGGGGGAUAUAUUUAAGAUGAAGAGAUAUCAGUGCAUGGACCAUUACAAAGAAAUAAAUGGAAGUAAAGUUGAGCUUUAUAGCUUAAGACUAAUAAUGCUGGUGAUCUAUUACCGUUAGUCACUUAUAUACUUAAAAGGCUUGUAUGUGAUGGAUAAUAGACAUACAAUUACUGUCAAAUUUCUUUUUUGAAAGAUGUUAACCUCUGAGAAGCAAGCUUAAAGCAACCAAGGAAAGUAAAUUAGGACACCACUUUAUUCAACUGCUGUCAAUCAAAUGGGAACCAUAAGGUAGAAUUAUGCAUGGUUGUAUUAUUAUAGCUGCUGGCAUAGUUAAAACCAUAUUUAUAGUAUAUAUAUUUUUUCUGAUAAUCAUGUUAUUGAGUAUUCUUGCUUUUGAAAAAAAUAUGAAAUAAUAAAAAAAGUUUUAUUGUA
This is a messenger RNA of Mytilus californianus (California mussel), 12125 nucleotides long. RefSeq names its product protein bicaudal C homolog 1-A-like. The transcript is spliced from 21 exons. Bases 27 to 3524 code for a protein of 1165 amino acids. Gene Ontology annotation, cellular component: cytoplasm. Lineage: Eukaryota; Metazoa; Mollusca; Bivalvia; Mytilida; Mytilidae. Gene Ontology annotation, molecular function: RNA binding; protein binding. The record is from RefSeq and is a predicted model, not a curated record.